CGACGCUGGACCUUGACCUUGUGGGCGGACCGGGGGGAAAGGAAGCUAGAAGUACGGGGGGCAUCCGAGAGGGAGGCCCGGGAUGGAGCACCCAGAGGGGGCACCGAGGCUGCAGUGCGGAGGCGGGAGCCUGGACUUCUCAAGACCGUGCCCUUCCCAGGGCAGGAGCAGAACGGAAGGAAUGACUUCUGGCCUGCUGACUGCCAGGCUCCAGCAUCCGGUGACAUUCAGCGAUGUGGCUGUGCACUUCUCAUUGGAGGAGUGGAGACACCUGAGCCCUGCCCAGAGGGACCUGUACAGGGACGUGAUGCUGGAGAACUAUGAGAACCUGGUCUCUGUGGGGCUUUUAGUUUCUAAACCAGAUGUCAUCUCCCAGUUGGAGAAUGAAGUACCGUGGAUACCUGAGGGAGAAUUCCCAAGUGGCCCUUACCCAGAUUCUUUUAAUAAGAAGACUAGGUAUGAAAAUAAGGACUUGAUUCUGACUGAAGACACUUGCCUGCAUGCCUUGGCCAAGGAAAAUGGACCACAAGACAAUCCCUGGUAUCUCAACAUAGGAGAAUCUGGGGAAUGUGAGGUCGAAUUCCAGAGCCAGAAGGGUCCAGAGGAGGGAGAGUCCCAGGAGUUAACAGUCACUCACAAAGGAACAUUUUAUAAGGCAAAUGUCCUUGAUUGUAAUUCCUUUGUGAGACAUUUUAGUCUGGGGCCCGUCUUUUUUCCACAAUGGAGAACUGCCAUAGGAAGAAGUUUCCAUAAAUAUAAUACACUUGGAAAGAACUUAAGACAGUUUUCAGGGAAGAAACUUAAUAUGCAUAACACAGACAGGAAAACUUUCAGUUACCACUCAGACCUCAUCAAAUGUCAUAGAACAUAUGCUAGUGAAAAGCUGUAUGAAUAUAAUGACUGUGGAAAAGCCUUUGACAAAAAAACAAAUCUUACUGAACAUCAGAAUAUUCAUACUAGAGAGAAACUCUUUGAAUGUAAUGAAUGUGGAAAAGGAUUCAGACGAAAGCAUUACCUUAAAAGCCAUCAGAGAACUCACACUGGUGUGAAACCCUUCGAAUGUAAUGAAUGUGGGAAAGCAUUCAAUGACAGUCGGAACCUAAUUAGACACCAGAAAAUUCAUACUGGAGUAAAACCAUUUGAAUGUAAUGAAUGUGGAAAAGCUUUCAAUGAAAGGCAGUCCCUUAUUAGACAUGAGAGAACUCAUUCUGGAGUCAAACCCUUCAAAUGUAAUGAAUGUGAAAAAGCCUUUGGCUGGAGGGAAAACCUCAUUAGCCAUCAGGGAACUCAUACUGGGAUCAAACCCUUUGAAUGUAAUGAAUGUGGGAAAGGCUUCAGACGAAAGCAUUACCUUAAAAGUCAUCAGAGAACUCAUAUUGGAGUGAAACCUUUUGAAUGUAAUGAAUGUGGGAAAGCCUUCAAUGACAGUCGGAACCUAAUUAGACACCAGAAAAUUCAUACUGGAGUGAAGCCUUUUGAAUGUAAUGUUUGUGGGAAAGCCUUCAAUGAAAGGCAGACCCUUAUCCGACAUGAGAGAACUCACACUGGUGUGAAACCCUUUGAAUGUAAUGAAUGUGAGAAAGCUUUUAUGCGGAAGGAUUGUCUUAAAAGCCAUCAGAGAACUCAUACUGGAGUGAAGCCCUUUGAAUGUAAUGAAUGUGGGAAAGCCUUUAGUCAGAAGGGACACUUUAUUAUCCAUCAGAGAACCCAUACAGGAGUGAAACCUUUUAAAUGCAAUGAAUGUGGGAAAGCUUUCAAUGAUAGGCAGUCCCUUACUAGACAUCAGAGAACCCACACUGGAGUGAAACCAUUUAAGUGCAAUGAGUGUGGGAAGGCCUUCAAUGACAGGCAGAAUCUUAUUAGACAUCUGAGGACUCAUACUGGAGUUAAACCCUUUGAAUGUAAUGAGUGUGGAAGAGCUUUCAAUGACAGGCAAAACCUUAUUAGACAUCAGAGAAUUCAUACUGGGGGGAAGCCCUUUGAAUGUAAUGAAUGUGGGAAAGCCUUUAGUGCCAGUCAGAACCUUAUAAGACAUCAGAGAAUUCAUACUGUAGGGAAACCCUUUGAAUGCAAUGAAUGUGGGAAAUCCUUCAGUCAAAAAGGACACCUUAUUAGUCAUCAGACAAUUCAUACUGGAGCAAGAGCCUUUGAAUGUAACGAAUGUGGGAAAGCCUUCAGCCAGAGAGGAAGCCUCAAUAGACAUCAGAGAACUCAUACUGGAAUGUAGUUCUUUGAAUAUAAGGGAUAUGGAAAAUCCUUCAGGCAUAAGGAAUACAUUAAAAGCCAUUAGAGCUCAUAUUGGAGUGAAAUCUGCUCAAUGUGGGGAUGUCUUCAGCCACACAAGAGGCCUUAUUUAUCAUCAGAGAACCUCAUACUACAGUGAAACCACAUGAAUGCAAUGAAUGUGGGAAAGCUUUCCAUGAGACAGAUCAUUAUUAGAUAUCAUGCAAGUCAUAUUGGAGUGAAUGUAAUAAGAAUGGAGAAGCCAUCAGUGAGAGGUGGACCCUUGGUAGGCAUAGGAGAACUCAUGUUGGAGUGAAACUUUGAAUUCAGGGAAUGGGAAAACCCUCAGAUCCUGGAAAUGCCUUAUUAGCCAUCCAAGAACUCAAACUGGAGAGAACCCCUUUUAAUCCAAUGAAUGUGGGAAAGCCUUCAAUAGGAAGGAUGACUAUCAGAGAAUUCAUUCUGGAAUGAAGCCCUUUUAAUGUAAUAAAGGUGGGAAAGCCUUCUGGUGGAGAGCCCUUAUUAGCCACCCUCAGACUCAUGUUGCCUAAAGCCCAUUGAAUCAAUAAGGAAUUCACUAAGCACCCACUCAGGGCUAAGAGUCUGAGUUUUCCUCCAGAUAACAUGCUUUAGUUGCAUGUUUUGUUGCAGUGUACUAAUUCUAGUAGCUAGGUAGUGCAGUGGAUAGACUGGGGUCAAGAAGACUUGAAUGCAAAUCCAGCCUCAGACACUUAUUACUAGCUGUGUGACCCUGAGCAAGUGACUUAACCCUGUUUGCCUUAGUAUCUUUGCCAAGAAAAUGCCAAAUGGGAUCAUGAAGAGUUGGACAUGACUAAAACAAGUGAAUAACAACGAAUUCUCCUGGACUUGGAUUUUCCUUGGAUGACAUGUUGGUGGAAGCAACUACAUGAUUGGGCAACAUGAAAAGUGUUACAUGUUCAAAAGCUAGGAAUUGAAUCAUGUGGUCCCAAUAGGACACCUUUUGUGCAAAUGGCAGAAAUUGGAACUAUGCAAUGCAAUAAGGUACUGGGACCUAAGCGCUAAGUGACAGUUGGUGCUACUGCAGGCAUUUUUCUCUAUCACUAUGAACGCACAAAUGAUAUUGGAGGGGGUUUAAUAUUUAGGUCAAGAGAGAAAACACUAAACUAGUGAAAGCAUCCUACUAACCCAAAAGGACAGCUAAAUGAUUUAUGAUGAAAGGCUGGUUCUUGUUCGUCUUUAAAGGAGUGUGCAACCAGCUUAUUCAACUAACUUUCAAAGCACCAUCAAGCCUUUGGAAUUUCUGUGUAUAGACUUUUUUUUAAAGCAUCCCAAUAGUGCCAGGCGAUUUUAACUAUAGUUACUCAUCUAGGGACUCAAAUAAUUCAACAGUUAAGAAAGCAUAAGACAUAUGAGAUAAAUAUUUCUCUAAAUAGCAAACACUAUUGCCUGUAGGCAAAAGAAGCAGAUUUCCUGAUGAGAAAGAUUAAAAUAGUGAUGGAAAUUCAACCAAAUGGGCUCUAAGAAGAACCCAUCUGCCAUGCGAUGAUAAUCCAUUGGAAUUAAAUGAAUGCGGUGAUGAUGCAGGUGUUUAGACUCUGCUAGGAAUGACAAUGUGUGUGUGUAACUACGUGAGGGUCACCUCUUUCCAAAGGGAGAUAGAGGUACUGGACAAAGAGUUAACUCUUUUUUACCUAAUACUUGAACUGCAGGGAUUCUGUUACUUAAUAAGAAAGGAAGGGAAUGUGGUAGUGUGGAAAAGGUGCUAGAUUUGGAGUGUGAGGACAUGGGCUCCAAUCAUGGCUCAGUCACUACCUUAGUGACCUGGGAUAAGUUCCUUGACUUGCCUGGGCUCCCUUUCUUCAUCUGUAAAAAAGGAGUGGGUUGUGUCCCACUUCCAGCCUUCCAGCUACAUUCCUCCAAAUAUUCAGCCAGUGACAAAGCUAACAGUAUCAUUUUCUAGCAAUGGGAGAAGUGCUUACACAUUGAACCAGACGACCCCCAUUGUUGGAGUGAAUGUAAUGGUUGCUUUGUAUUUAUCAACAAGCAUUUCCUAAGCACCCACUAUGUGCUGCUCACCUCCUCGCCAUGCUAGCAAUACAGCUAGGUCCCGAUUAGUGCAAAUAAUGAGUCCCAUGCAGUCAUCACAUUGUUCAAAUUCACACCAUUCAAAGUUAUGUGUAAAAGAUGUUCAUUGGUUCUAGCCCAAUGGAAAUAUGCAAUGAAAAUUUUUAAACAAGUUUUUUAUCUUUUUAUUAAUGUAGUAUAAUGAAGAAAAUGUAUUUUGGAUUCAUGUUUAUUAUGAAAUAAUAGAGAAGUUCUAGAAAGCAAAAUUUUUUAAAUUACUAAAUAUGCCUAAAGAUGAGCCUAUGCUCAGGAUAUGACAAAAAUUAUUGUCAUUUAAAAAAUAUUUUAGCAGCAUAGACUGAACUGUCUUCUCUUUCUUUAACUCUUCAUACAUAUGCUGAUAAGUGCAAACAGUUUUUUCUAUAUCUCAUUUGGAUAAUUUGCAUGCUUACAUUCUUAUGUAAUGAACACCAAGUGUAGUUAGAUGACUUGGGGUAUUAUCUAAAAUCACUAAUGCUUUAAAUGAAAUGUUGUGGUCUUUGCAGUACUUUUCAACAGGUAACUUCAUAACUUCAAAAACAGUCUUUGGAAAUGUCUCUAGUCACCCAAGGUUUCUUAUUUCACUGCCAAAGAACUGGAAGCCUCUCACAGCAAAAGGAUUUCAAGACUGAUAAACAAGCAUUCAUUUUGAUUUAAAAUCCCUUUCAGCAUUAUCUCUCAACAAAAGUGUUAGGUGAUCCUUAGAUACUUUAAAUCCAGGGUGUUGUUUCUUUUCUGACUUAGAGAUGUAAGCCCUGGGAGGCAUCCUUUUCCAGAAUGAGCCUGUUUUGGGGGCAGCUAGGUGGUGCAGUGGAUAAAGCACUGGCCCUGGAUUCAGGAGGACCUGAGUUCAAAUCCAGCCUCAGAUACUUGACACUUACUAGCUGUGUGACCCUGGGCAAGUCACUUAACCCUCAUUGCCCCACCAAAAAAGAAAAUACACCAGAAUGAGCCUGUUUCAUCUACAUUAAUAUUUUGUGGAUCAGUGUCUCCACUUUCUUCCAUUGUUUUCUUCAGAACAUCAGAAUUUUUAGCUUCUGCAUCCUUGCACUGCUACCUUUCUGAUCAUUUAACAUUCAAUUGAACUGAAUAUUUAAAGCACUUCAAUCAACACUUACAGCAAACGUUUCUUCACCCUCCUCUUCAAUUCCAUUUUCUGUCACUACCUUAAAAAACUUCAGUCUGAAAGGCUGCUCUGUUGAGAAUGUGCUUCACACAACUUGAAUGAGAUCCAUUUCUGUCAUAACACUUUUGUUCAUGGUAGUUUGCAAACUACAGAAAGCUGAUGCAACUUGGCCUUUUUUUCCAUUUCAUUUAUUUUUCUCUUAUUUCAUUAUAUUUGUGCUCUACAAUAGUCUGUAUCUUGUCUAGACUUACUAUGACUGUGUUCAUGCUACAUCAGCUACAUCAAAUUUUUGUUCUGCUGUAAGAACAAGCCUCUUCUUUUUUGUGUGCUAGCAGUGUUUCCAUCUGAAUUAUUCUUCCUCUUGCCCAUUUUGUCAAAGGCUUUCUACAAUAUAAAAUCAAUACAACUGUUGGUAAGAUAGUUUGCAACAGCACAUCUCCACACACAACUUUAGGGAAGUGCAGUCUGACAGCAUAACUGCAUACUAAAAUCCCUUGUCUGGCUCAUGUAUGUCACAUUAAUUCAAUUUUGAUUCAUUAAAUGCAACUGGUAUUUUGCAAUUUGUACUAAAUCAAAUUUUGCAUUGCUUAAGGUUGCAUCUAUCAUGACUGACAGGCCAAUAAAGAUGAAGUACAAAGAUAAAGAAGAAACAGUUCCUGGCUUCAUGGGACUUAGAUUCUAUCACAUGUAACUGCAGCUGACAGAAUUAGGUUUUACCACAUGCCCAAAGAAGGUAAUUGGUCAAAUGGGGGGAAAUAUCUUUGCAUCAGAUUUCCUGGAUAAGGGCUUGGUAUCCAAGAUAUACAGACAAUAGAAAUGCAUAAAACCAAAAAAAAAACUCAAAAAGAAGUGGUCAGAGUGCAUGAGCAACUGGUUAUCAAAUGAAGAAUUGUAACCCAACAGCUAAGAAUAACAAAUGCAAAUCAAAAUGAUCUUGCAGUUUCACUCAAAGCAGGUAGUACAGCAGAUACAGUGUGUUGAACUUGGAGCCAAGAAGAAGGCCUGAGUUCAUAUCUGACCUCAGAUAUUUACCAGCUGCAUGACCCCAGAGAAAUCACUCUGGCUCCAUUUCCUUAACUGUAAAAUGAGGCUAAUAAGAGCACUUACUCCAAAGGGUUGUGAGGAUAAAAUGAGAUAAUAUUUGCAAAGCAAUUUACGAAACUAAAGUGGUAUACGGAGCAACUAUAUUUGAUUUAAGACACUAAUGACUUCUGUGUCAGGAACAAUGAGGUCUCAACUUCUAAGUGGAGCCCCAUCUACACAUUAGACUGAAUGGUGAGGUUCCCCCAGCCAUACUGUCAUAUAGGCCUGAGCAGAUCAGCAUAUUGGAUCAAAUACAACUGCUUAUACAAAUAAACACUUGGAAUGAUGGGAGAAUGUACAUGCCUGCUCAGGUCAGGUAAUUGGGAGCUGAGGAAAAGUAGAUUUGGGUGCAUUCCUUUAAACAUGGGAAUGAGAAAGAGUUCUUAUUGGCAUUGCUACAUGGUCACAGAGGAACCGACCAUUCGCACACAUAUCCUUACAAAUAUUUUAAAAACACUAGAAUGAAUAAUGAUCCAGAAAUUCAAAGAGAAACUUCAGUAAGCAACUUCAUCAAACCCAGCACUGUGUAAAGAGAGCAAAAACAACCUAGAAAAUAGCUCAAGGAAAGAUAAGCUAAGAUUUACUCUUCCUAAAGCCCCUGACCCAUCCAGAGCUCCUACCACCACCAUCAAAAAAAAAAAAGAAAGAAAAGAAA
Dromiciops gliroides (monito del monte) is the source of this 7172-nucleotide messenger RNA. Its product is annotated as E3 SUMO-protein ligase KIAA1586-like. The transcript has 5 exons. The record is from RefSeq and is a predicted model, not a curated record. Gene Ontology annotation, molecular function: SUMO ligase activity. Gene Ontology annotation, biological process: protein sumoylation; regulation of DNA-templated transcription. The coding region runs from base 83 to 2227 and encodes 714 amino acids. NCBI's taxonomy places the organism in Eukaryota, Metazoa, Chordata, Mammalia, Microbiotheria, Microbiotheriidae.